Molecule: messenger RNA, 804 nt
Organism: Pipistrellus nathusii (Nathusius's pipistrelle)
Lineage: Eukaryota; Metazoa; Chordata; Mammalia; Chiroptera; Vespertilionidae
Source: the annotation of a GenBank genome assembly
AUGUUGGAGCUGGAGGCUGAGCAUGACGAGGACCUGCAGAGUAAACAGGAUGAGCAAGAAACACAUGAUGUUCAGCGUGAGGACCCUCAACUGUCCACAUCUUGGCAGUUUUCAGAGAACAUCCCUAAACUGAAUAAGGAGAACAUGUUUUUCCAGCUAAACCACUGGAAUACACAAAUGGGUCUACAAGUGAAAGAACUCGGAGAUGAUCACAAGGGCUGGAUGAAGAAAAUUAACGGUAUUAUACAAAAAGUAUCCCUAUCAGAAAGCACAGUGAAGAGCUUAUUAAGUGAGGUGAUGUCCUUGGAGGGCCAAGUUGAAAAGCUGGAGUCACACCAGAGCCUUGACCCUGACAAGGGGGAAAACAUCAAGGUUGAUGCUUGUAAUGAAGCUCAUGAAUUAAAGGAGAAACUCGUUGCAAAAAUAGAGAACUUCUGCAAGGACAUGACUGUGAUGAAUAAAAGACUGGGGAUGUAUCCAUUGAAAGAAGAGCACAUGGACUCUCAGAAUCCUGAGGAAACGGGUGGGGAAGAAAUAGAGCAGCUGCUUCUUCAUGCUCUCCCGACCCCUUCAGUGCAAAACUCCCCUCCUCGCUGUACUUUGUGGAAACGUGCACUGAGGAUUUUCAUCAUAUUUUAUGCCCUCACCUUCACUGUACUUUCAUGUUACAUAUUGUUUUUUGACGCCACGUUUAUCUUUGAAAAGAUGCUCCCUACAAUGCUUGGGCGCCGCAGAACAUGGGAACUGCGGAAGAUUAUUGUGCCUUUCUUAAAUCUGGAAGUGGAAGACUUGUUGCCCUCCUAA